GCCACCGACCCCGCCUCCUCCUCCUUUCCCAGCUGCCCUUGCGCGGGUCCCGUGCCUCGGGUGGAGGGAGAGGGAGGAGGAGGCGGGCGGCGUUGUGGCAUCGUCAGCGCGGCCCUCUCCGGAGCCCCAGCCCCACCCACCGCCCGGCGGCCGGCCGUUGUUUUAUGUUAGCGGGCGUCUAGUGAAGACGAGGAGGAGGAGGAGGUGGGGGGGCGGCGGCGGCGGCCGGUGAACUGGCGGUGGUGCCGAGUGUGUGGGUGGGGCUGGCGCGGCGGCGGCGGCGGGUCCCGCCUCCUCCUCUUUCUCCCUGAGGGGCCACCCAGCGGCAGCGCAGCCCCAUGAGCCGCUCGCGGGAAGGGCGUUAACAACCCCGCCUGGCCUCCCCCCGGUUCCCCUCAGCCGAGCGAGCGAGCGUCGGCCUCCUCCUCCUCCUCCUCCCUCUCUCGCCUUUCCCUCCCCGCCCUCGGAGCGCCUCCUGUCAGGCCGGCGCGCGCCCUCGCCUCUCCUCAGAGAGCGUAACAUCCCGCCGCCGCCGCCGCCACCCUCUCCUCUUCCUCCGGGGGCAUCACCCAAGGCACGGGAAGCCCGCGACGGGGCUCGAGCGGAGGUAGCGCCGCCGGGAGCGCCGCGGCGGAGUCAUGAAGAUCAAAGAUGCCAAGAAGCCGUGUAAGAUUUCCCUCUUCCUGCCAAGCCCUCCUUCCCUUCUCUUCUCCGGGGCUUGAGCAGGUGUCGGCUCGCUUUUUAAAACGAAAACCCGGGGGUGGUCAAACCAGGAGGGGAAGUGCCACGCCGCUUUGCUUGGCGUUGGCUCACGCAAAAAUAAGCCAGUCGGUGUUGGGUUUUGCAUCUGUGGUGUUUUGGUAGCCAGAGGCACAUGCUUGGGUUGAGAUUUGUAGAAGGAGCGGGGAGCCAAUGCGGUGAAGUUUGCUUUUCCGUUAUUGUUAAGAACUUGACUGGGUUUCAGUGAGUAGUAAGGGAUGGCUGUGUCGGCACCACUUUUACACAUUAUGCAUGUUCUCUGUAGGAAACACUCCAGUCUAUCAACAUGUGGAAAUGAUGUGCAGGUUGUCCUGUCUGAUACCUGCACACAUUUCUGUUUUGUUUUGCGUUCACGUGGUGUGUGUGCUAGGAAACUGCCAUCAAAUAGUGUUCCAGUGAAUUGGGUCUGUAUAUGAUCAUGCUGUCUCUGACCUAUGUGCUUUUGUCAUACUUUCCCUACAAUAGUCCUCUUUAAAAUAUGAUGUCAUGUUUGAACUGCUACAUAGUUAUUUGGUACAUUUCCCUCCUCUUCUGCCUAAAAGAUGUCCAAAUAUCAAUACUCUGCCCUCAGGCCAAUGGCCAACAGCCAAUUUAAAAUAUAUGUCACAAAAGUGAUUGGCAGGGAAGAGGAAAGAAAGCCAACUCAGGCACUGGUUCCAAAGCUCUGUCAGCUGGAAUGGUAAGAGUACAGGAAGAGGUCUCAAGAAAGGCCCUGGAGUGGCCCUGCUUUCAUUCUCUCCCUCUGUUGCAGCUUGAGGAAAUAGCUGGUGUCAAGUGGUGAAAGGAUGAUAUCCCUGCUUCCUUUUUCUCCCCUUUCUACAGCCACUGGCCCUUCAUGUAAAUUAAAGUUUACAUGUUUUCAGUGGGUGUGUGAUUGUGAAAAUUGGAAACAGAUUUUUUUCAUAGAUCCUUUUUAAUAUUGUGAAUUAUUUUAGUUGCUUAAUAUAUUAUUUCAUAUAGUCCUAUAAGGAACUUUAAUAAUACAAAUCUUCUCAGUGACAUCGCAGUAGAAGCUAGGAUUAAGUUCCUGUGCAGUUAUUAGCACAUUCUUGUUUAAGUCAUACUGUGACAGACUUUGGGGAGCACUUAAAAACCAACAACAAAUAAGCUGUUCAGUCACACGCAUGCAUUCUUGGAAGUAAGUCCCACUUGUGUUACUCCUGACAUAAGGAUACAUAGAACUGCAGUCUAACAAGCAAUAAAUUCUCUUAAAGCCAUGCUGGACUUACCAGUAGUUUAACAAAGGAGUGUUUUACCCACCUACCCUUUUUACCUUUUGCCCUGAAUGGCAUGUGCAGUAGGGCCCCAAGAGUAGGCAAUUGGUUCAUUUUAAUUUUGAUAUAUGUAUUCUGAGAAGCUUCUGUUUUUUUAAAUAGUGGCAUGAGAGAAGUAUAAGAAAUUACAUUUUAGGAACAUGUGAUUGAUAGCAUUUACCAGUGUUUUAUAAUAAUAUAUAUAUAUAUAUAUAUAUAUAUAUAUUAUAUGAUAGUCUUGCAGAUGUGGCAUAUGCCUCUUGCCCUUUGAUCCUGGAAGGAAAAUACUGUAGGAGUCUGGAAUUUAAACUGAAUAACUUAGUAAAAUGGGAAAUUGUAUCCAGUAAACUUAAUAGAAGCAGACUCUUUGUAAAUAGUUGCAAGAGCUUUCUUAUACAAAUCUUACUCUUUGGUUUUUUCCUUUGCUAACUGAGAUUAUACAAUGUUUGUUUCUCAAAUGUCCAGUGUCACAUUAAUGAAUAAAAAAAAAGCUCCAAGAAAGUGCCAACUGCCAUGGUGACUUUGCACAAAAGGGAGGUUAAAUGUUAAUUGUCACUCACUUUCUGUUGUUCCUUUUGACAAUUACUCUACUCAUAAAAUGCUUUCUAGCAGAUUUAUAGACCACUGGUAAGCAGCUCAUACCUUUGUUCAUGGUUAUAUGUGAACAAAGUUAGGUUUACAAAAAACACUUUCCUGCAUUCUGAGUGUUGUAACAAAAGUUGAGGGGGCUGUGCUCCAAAGUAAGCAACAAAACACACCAAAUGUUUAAUAAGAACAACAUGAACAAUUAAUAUAACAUUUAUAGGAAUGCAUCUUGAACUUAUUUUUAUUUCUGUAAGCAUACAUUUCCUGCCUGACAAAUUAUUUAAGCACAGGUAAGGUAAAAAAGGGACGCGGGUGACGCUGUGGGUUAAAUCACAGAGCCUAGCGCUUGCCGAUCAGAAGGUCGGUGGUUCGAAUCCCCACAACGGGGUGAGCUCCCGUUGCUCAGUCCCUGCUCCUGCCAACCUAGCAGUUCGAAAGCACGUCAAAGUGCAAGUAAAUAAAUAGGUACCGCUCCGGUGGGAAGGUAAACGGUAUUUCCGUGCGCUGCUCUGGUUCGUCAGAAGCGGCUUAGUCAUGCUGGCCACAUGACCCGGAAGCUGUACGCCGGCUCCCUCGGCCAAUAAAGCGAGAUGAACACCACAACCCCAGAGUUGGCCACGACUGGACCUAAUGGUCAGGGGUCCCUUUACCUUUAAGGUAAAAAAAAAGGUAAUGUCAAAGACCCCUGGACAGUUAAGUCCAGUCAAAGGUAACUAUGGGGUUCAGCGCUCAUCUCACUUCAGGCCAAGGGAGCUGGCGUUUGUCAACAGACAGCUUUCCAAGUCAUGUGGCCAGCAUGACUAAACCACUUAUGGCGCAACAGAACACCAUGACGGAAGCCAGAGCGUACGGUAACGCCAUUUAUUUAAAUGCAGACGUAUACCUGGCAGAUAGCUCAAUUCUGUACAUGUCCCAUUUAGUUUAGUGAGCCUUGCUGCCUAGUAAGUGUGGUUAGGAUUGCCACUCAGGUAAUCUAACAUCAGGCAGCCAUGUCUGAGUUGCCAGUGAAGAUUUUGCUACAUUUCCUGUGACAUUAGUCUAGAUUUAUAAUCCUUGUCUCAAAAGACUUCACCACUUGCUUGGCUAUUAUGCACUUUGCAUAUGUAGAAAUAAUCGCCUAAUUACAUAUGAAUUUGUAUUCUUCAAAUUAAGCCUAUGCUCAUAUUCCUGUGAGCACAGCUGCAUGACAAAAAUAAUUUUAUGGCUCCACCAGAUUUGCAGGUGCUGCUUUCCAUUAGCUGAUGUUUUUGCUCACUAAGAAGCAGUGGGUUGUAUCUGAUGGUGACAUUAGGCAGUGUCAGCAUUCGAUAAAACCCACUGCUCUCUAGUGGCAAUAUAUGCUAAAUGUGGCACCUCUUCUGCUUGGGUAGGUCUGGAAACCUGAUUUUCAACAGUUCUCCUACUCGCCCUGAAAACCUGCUUAUGUGGGUUGCAGAAUACUCCAGAACAAUAGAGUAAUGGCGUAGAAAGCUACCAUAAGCAGCAGGGAUACUGGCUGUUUCUGAUAAUGCCGCCCUAGGAUACAACCCAUGUGGUUGGUCAUUCUCAAGAGUUAGACCCAUUGAAAAUAAUGACCCUCACUAACUUAGGCCCAUUCAUUUCAAUGGUUCUAUUCUUGAGUACAAUUUAAUUGGCUACAACUCAUAGGCUUGUAUCCAAUGUCAUACUAAGUAACUGUCCCAACAGCACAAGAAUUUACACUUGCGCAGGGGGACUUUCCCUCUUCUCUGUGCCCCUGCCCUCCCCAGAUCUAUUCUGGAGCAUUGGUGGAACCCCCAGAACAGAUGUAAGGGCUGUGUGGGGCAAGGAGAGUGGGAGAUGGCUACUUAGAGUUACAGUGGGUGCAAGCCAUAGUCUGUAAACACUGACAUGUUGAAAUUUCACUUUUCUGCUUUGCUGCAUACAUGCAGCUGUGUUUCAUAAAGAAUUUUCCAGUGUAUGGACUAAACUUCCUGAAUUGCUUCAUUGAUGACAGUGGGGAGAAUGCUGAAGAAGACUCAAUACCAGUCAACCCUAAAUUGAGCGUCAUGAGGUCUCGACCCAUGAUAAAUCUAGUACAAAAGUCUUUUGCAAAGAAGAGUUUCAUACAUUGUUGGCGUCUGUAGUGCAACCUUUGUGAGGAAACUGCUACCGCGGCUUCCCCACUUCUGUUCUGAAGAUAAUACUUCAAAGAAAACCGAGCUAUACUUUCAUGUCUCAUAAGCAGCUAUUUUAUAAAAAGAUAUUGCCCACCCACAAAACAUUAAUAUGGACUUAAUAACUAACCACAAGUAAAUGUGAGUGUUCAUCUUUAUGGCUAAAAAUUAUAGCUAUCUUGUUGUCAGGAACAACCAAGGUUCAAAGAUUACUAGAUGUCCUUAGUCAAUCUUUUAGUAUCUAGUGCUGAAGAGUUAUAAACAAGUUGCUUAUGUCCAAGUACUUUAAGGGAGCAGGGAUUGCAGUUUUAUAAUUGCAAGUUGAAGAGGAAGCUACCUAAAAAGUUUCUGAAAAAUCUUCCAAGUGGGAAGUAUGUUGAAGUAAUGGUUAAGCCUAUACAAUAUAGGGAUCUAUAUUAAUAUAUAUUAAAUUGCAUAUUUACAUAACUGUUCUCAGAAGAACAGUUCAAUGGGACUUACUUCCAAGUAAGUGUGUGUAAGAUUGAAAAUAGUAGUUUUUCAGGGACCUAUAAAUGUUUAGAUUGACAGAGGAGCAGAUUAUUUAACCUUAUGGAUUCUGCUGCUCUUAGAAGUCAUCCUGCCCACGCCCCCCCUAUAAAUAAUUCACAUUUCUGUUUACUACAUAGUAGGGUUAAGAGCAAAGUCUUCUUAUUUACUUGACUUCUGUUCUGCCUUUCUAAAAAAGAAAUCACCGUGAUUUACAAACAUUUUAACUCACAAAGUAAAUCAGUUGUGAAAAGAGUGUUUUUCAAAACCCAUCUGGAAAAGUACUUUCCAAGUGGUAUAAUUCACUUUUUAAGAAAUCCAUUUUUGGAUUGUGAUUAGCUUUUCGGUUGUUUGUAGCAUGCAGUUGGUUUGUCAUUACUGGCUCAAAUGUGCUAACAAAAGAGGAUACAUAGGAGUGAUCUGGUCCACAUUUCUUAUGAUGUCAAGCAGUUUUUGCUAAUUGCUUAGAAAGACAGCAGAGAGACUGUUAAGGUGCUGGCAGCGGAGAAGACGUUCAUUCUCAAUUUUCAUAUGCAUAUGAUUCUCUAACAAGUAACUUUGUUUCACCACAGCUUUCCCAUGGUUUGGUAUGGACAUUGGGGGAACCCUCGUGAAACUUGCAUAUUUUGAACCUAUUGAUAUCACUGCAGAAGAAGAGCAGGAAGAAGUUGAAAGCUUGAAAAGUAUUCGCAAAUAUUUGACAUCAAACGUAGCCUAUGGGUCCACUGGUAUUCGAGAUGUCCACCUUGAACUCAAGGACUUGAUACUUUUUGGGCGAAAGGGAAACUUGCACUUUAUCCGAUUCCCAACCCAUGAUCUGCCUACUUUUAUUCAAAUGGGAAGAAGUAAAAACUUCUCAACGCUGCAUACGGUGCUCUGUGCCACUGGCGGUGGUGCCUAUAAGUUUGAAGAAGAUUUUCGCACAGUAGGUAGUUCUGUUGUAUCCUCUGUUACAUAAUCUGUUCUUGAAGUACAUUAUAGUCUGUGGUGAUUAAGUAAUAAGUCUCUGAAAGCAUUGCCUUUGCUAUCAUAGGCAAAGAUCUGAUGAGCCAGGAUACUUCUGAAUUAGUACUUUGGACCUGUUUGCGUAAGAUCUUUGCAUGCAUGGCAGUGACAACAUGCUGGAAACAAUUUUUGUCCUGCCUCUACAUCUGCUUUCAAAAUAGUCCUUUGUUUUCCUUAUAACUGCAUUAAUAACGACAUUAAUUCAGAAUCAGUGACUAACAAGCUUUUCUUCCUCUGAUAUAGACCAGAAAGUUGUGCUAUAUCAUGGUCAAAAUUUGAGCACAUAGAUUUUUAGCCAUUGCACCGUUGACAGUUAGCAUUCGUCUCUCAUUUUCCUUUGAUAGGAGCCCCCAGAACCCAAUAUUUGUAUGCAGGGUUGGAAAACAACCAGAAAUGUUUUGCAUACUUGGGAUUUUUUUCAGUCCUGGGUGCAUGUAAUAUGUGGGCCACACUUCCUUGCUAUGGCUUGUCUAUUGUCAUGAGUUGCCUACUUCUGUCUGCAGUCAUCUAACCCUUUAAGAACAAUGACUGUACCAUUUUUAUAAAAGAAUUAAGGUCAGUCCUUUCCUGGGUAGUUCUGGAAUAGCAGUGAAGAUUAUACUUAAAUAGUGGAUGUAUGAUGACUUCCUUUCUCAUCCAGUCUUUUGACAGUGAGUGUAGGUGGAGUUAGCCGAGUUGUAAAGUUUUAUUUAAAGUGUUGUCAAAAAUGGUCUGCAAGUAGAAAUUGAGUGCAUAUAGCCUGCAGAAGAGUUGUGUGGGCCUUGCAUGUUCUUAAUUUGCAAUGCUUCAUCUGAUUUGGAUAAAAAAAGCGACAAAAGAGAGAAAAAGAAUUUGAGAAGCUAAUUUUGAGAAAUUGUUUUGAAAUAUUUGCAGGAAAUGAAAACUACUGUUAAUAUAUAUGCCAGAAAUAGAGAAGCUGAUGAAAGUCUAGGAGUUUUGUGGGUUUCUUACUACUAACUGGCUUGAUUAUUUUGAAAAUGCUGGUAUAAGUUAUCAUUCUAAAGACACGAUAACAAAUUUAUCUGCUUGUAUAACACUGUAGUCUUUUAAAACCUGCAUCUGAGUGAAUUUGACUUAAGCUGAUAACAUUUUGUGAUGAGAAGAAGCCAAAAUAAUGUCUCUUUUGCAAUUUUGCAGAUUGGAGACCUCCAGCUGCACAAACUGGAUGAACUUGACUGCCUUGUCAAAGGCUUGCUGUACAUAGAUUCUGUCAGUUUUAAUGGCCAGGCAGAGUGCUACUAUUUUGAAAACGCAUCAGAACCUGAAAGAUGCCAAAAGAUGCCUUUUAACCUGGAUGAUCCAUACCCGUUGCUGGUUGUAAACAUUGGUUCAGGAGUCAGUAUUUUAGCUGUCCAUUCCAGAGACAACUAUAAGAGAGUAACUGGAACAAGGUAGAGAAUUUAAAGAAUGCCAGAAUAAGCUAUUAAAUGAAAUGAUAAAUCUGUGUUCAUGGGUCUCUUUCAAAUGCAUACACAUCAUUGACGAAAUUGCCAUUCAGAAGUAUCUUUUUAUUUUGCAGUGUGUUUAGCUUUCUUGUCUUAAGAGCAGUGUGAAUUCUUUUUUAGAGUUACAUUUUCAUUUUUUUUGGUUAACCACCUUCACAAAAUAACUUUAACAUUUUUUAUUAUAUUAUAGGCGGCUUGGUUAAAAAAAUGGAAUAUUUUUUAAAAGAAAGGAAGAAAAUAACAGGAUUUGGGAAGAUUUAUUCUGUUUUUAUUAGGACUAUCCAGCUGCUGAUGGCUCUUGCUACAGACACAAUUACAAUAACUUAGUCCUAGUCAACAGGAUAUUUGUGGUUACCCUAAACACCAUUUCAGCUUCCUUGGUUGGGAGAGGCACCUCGAAAGAUAAAUGCUUGAGUUGGGUUCCAUAAUAAUUGUUUUGGUUGGUGUUGCUGUUCCUGAUUUUUUAAUACUGCCCACCAAGAACUUUCAUGAUAUGGUGGGCAACAACUAAAAAUGAACAGCUUAUUAUUCAUUGUUCACUAGGAAUGUGUUUUGCCUAAGUCCUUAUGUAGAUUGUAGUCAGUUGAGCUUAUUCAAUUUAUUUCCUGGGUCGCACAGGUAAGAUGUCUAGAAUUAAAAUUGUUAAUUUUAAAUAUGCAAUUUACAAGCCAAUGCGUUUUCUUUCUUUUUUUUUUCCACACCAGUCUAGGUGGUGGGACCUUUCUUGGCUUGUGCAGCUUGCUGACUGGAUGUGAAAGUUUCGAAGAAGCUCUAGAAAUGGCAUCUAAAGGGGAAAGUACACAUGCCGACAAGCUAGUCCGGGAUAUUUAUGGAGGAGAUUAUGAACGGUUUGGCUUGCCAGGGUGGGCAGUGGCAUCUAGGUAGGUGUUGUAGGAGAAUACACAGCACCAUAAAAAUUUUUGCUGGAUUUAAGAGGCCUUUAAAAAGAUGGGUUGUUCCAAUGUUAGUCAUAUGCUGAAAUCAGCUGACUUAAUUGAUUUAAUUGAGUAGAACUUAAUUGGCUACAACCCAUUGAUUUUUAAUUAGAACACCUAAUAAGGAAUUUAAAAAUGUGAUUUGUUUACUUAAUCUAUUUAUUUACAGAUACAUAAGAGGAAACACAAAUUGUAUCCAACUUAGUAUUUGCCACUUGGAGAACAGAGCUUCCCUGCCCCACCUCCAGAUUUAUUCUGUGCACUGCACACAGUGGUUUAGUUAGCUUAAAGUACUGACACUUAAAUUUUAGCCUACGUACAUUGAUGCAAUGAAACCAAUUUAAGACACCCAUAUGGUGCCUGCCUGUAGUGCAUGAGCUUCCAAAACAUGGCCCAUGCCUGCAUAAUAACAAAGAAUUAAACUAGGCAGUUGUGUCUGGUUUGUACUCUGCAAGUCUUUGUUCUAAUUACACACGAGACGUAUCCUGUUCAGUAGCUAAUCUAAAAGUAAAUCUGCCAACCUCAAGCCAUUGAAACGGAAAGUGGUGUCUGCUAACACAGCGCAGUUGGACUUGGACUCAAACACUGUUGCUCUUUCCUUGCAGUUUGACCUGAGUCCUUCAACUCUUGGAGCGAUGAAAGGCUGCCUAGGUUCUUCUGGGAAAGGUGAAGGGCCUUGGGCAGUCAGCAAGCACAGUUGUAUAUUAUUGGCUGUGUUUCCGCACUUACCAGCCCCAGCUAGAGAUCCGUGCCCUAAGUGAAAGAAAGACCAGCAUAGAAAUUGUAUUUUUAACAGAAGAUUAUCUGACAUUAUGGCAUCUCUCGUCUUUCAGCUUCGGGAAUAUGAUCUACAAGGAAAAGCGGGAAUCUGUUAGUAAGGAAGACCUGGCUAGAGCUACACUGGUUACUAUCACCAAUAAUAUCGGAUCUAUAGCACGGAUGUGUGCUGUAAAUGAGGUAAGCUUUGUUGGGCAGGAACAGCAGAGACUGCAAUGCAUUUAAAAUCCAGAUUGGAAUAGUGUGAGAACUAACAGGAUCUUUCUCUCACAAAUCAGAGGUGGCUGGUCAGGAUCUGCCUUUUUCUCUAUUUGGAGAUUUAAGUUGAUAAUCACUAUUUAAAUCAAAAGUCUUCAGGUCUUUAAACAUUUUACUAUAAGCUUUUAUUUUUAUAAUAAGACUUAAAUAUAAAAUAUGUACCUUACUGAGUUCUUCUUCCUUUUUUGUGAGAACACACGUCUGUCUUUGCUGCUGUCUGAAACAUCCCAUCUGUUUCAGAUGCAAACUUGUGGAAAUAUGGAAGAGCAGUUGCUCAUCUGGAAUAUUGCUUGCUGCCUUCGGCUUCUUUACAGUGCUGCCUUGUUGCAUAUGGAUCAAGCAGCAUUGUACAGGGCUAUGAAGGCACAAAGUGCAGCUCCUGUCAGAGUAGUGGCUUGGUUCGAUUGUAUUACACUUGCUUGAUCCAAAUAAGAAUUUGUUCUUCUCGUCUAGGAUGAAGAAUACAGUGGCAUAUACAAAUCACCCCGUUUAAGUUGCCAAUACCUGUUGCUAUGGUAUAUGUUAGCUAGCCUGGACCUUGCUUACAACUUGAAAUGACUUUGGUUGACCAUUGUUCCCUUGAAUUCACAUAGCUACCAUGUUACACUGAUAACAAUUAUAUAAAAUGCCUAGGAACGCAACUCUAUGAUUCUAUGAAUCUUAUGUGUUCUUCUUUCCCCCAUGGAUAGCUCAGUUGAUUAGAGUGUGGUGCUGAUGAUAAUGCCAGGGUUGCAGGUUUGAUCCCUGUAUGGGCCAGGUGCAUAUUUGGGUUGGGCUAGAUGAUCCUCAGGGUCCCCUUCCAGCUCUAUGAAAAAUAGAUUACAGAGGUACCAGAUUGAAAACCAGCUAGGUGAGAUGUUGAAGGCUUGGGCAAAUAAAAUGGUCUUUGCUUUGUGCUAGAGGAACAUCAGGUUUGGUGCUAGCUGAACCUCUCUGGAAAGGAAAAGUCCACAAGCAAAACUGUAUGAAAGCCCACCUUUUUGGGUUGCCACCUACCUAACAUCAAAAGGUGGGGGAGUGAGUGGGUGCUGAUGAGCUUAACAUUGGAUGGGCUUGGGGUCAGAAUUCAUGUGAUAUUUAGGUUCCACACUUGAUCCAGACUUGUACCAGCUGAACAGAGUUCCACUUCAGACCACCCUUACUGACAGAAGGUGAGGGGAGGCAACUUUAACUAAUUUCCCCCUGCAACCCCUUGCCCCUACUGAAAAUAUGCAGGGGAUUGGCUUUCCAGAAAGCGGGUCUGCAGGAGCGGGGAAGGCGAAUUAGUGAACGUAGCCUUUCCCCCAGCAGGAUCUAUACCAGGGGUCACCAACCUAUGGCCCGGGGGCCGGAUAAGGCCCAAGGGACUCGUUUAUCUAGCCCACAGCAAUCCCCGCCGCCACCCACUCUUACCAGCACAGGGACCCACUUCCAGGUAGGAUGUGCACCGGAAAUAGCAUUUGCGCACGCGUACGGGCACACCCUCUGGCUCGCCACGCAAUCAUCGCUCGAGACACCAACCCGAGGCAAGGAAAGCUUGGAGACCCCUGAUCUAUACAUUCACAGAAGGAGAUAUCUGGCCCCAACUUUCUGGCAAUUUACGCAAUGUUUAAUGCAUGCAUUAAUAGUUUAUGGGUUUUUGAAGCACACAUAACUUUGCAAACUGUCCAGGAUUUAAAUGUGGUUAAAGUAUCUAAAUGUUACCUAAAUGUUAGUUAUACAAUUUUUUUAUUGUUAAUUGACUCCACGAGCAUUUUCACACUUAACUGGGAAUCAACCCCAGUGGGACUUACUGAUGAAUUUGUGCUUAGAAUUCAUUCAUACAUAGGAUUGUGAUGCUAGUCACUCUUGCAUCCCAGUGAAAACUUGUAUUGCUUUUGAUUAUAUCCCACUGAGGAAACUCUUGUUGUUGUUGUUUUUCUUUAGAAGAUAAACCGUGUUGUCUUUGUUGGUAACUUUUUACGUGUGAAUACGUUGUCGAUGAAGCUUUUGGCAUAUGCACUGGAUUACUGGUCCAAAGGCCAGUUGAAGGCUUUGUUCCUAGAACAUGAGGUAUGUAUGACCACAGCUAUUGAAUAUAGAGCUAGACAAUUUUUAUCUUCCAGUACAAAUGCCAUAAUUUUAAAUUUAUUUGUAAUGGUUUUCUUCAGUCGUGAUUUGGAAGAUGUGUAGCUCUAGAAAGGUGUGGUUUUUUUGCACCUGAGCUGUUGGGAUGGUAAGAGAGAUUGUAUGCCAUGAACCGUUUUGGGGAAGCAGGAUUACAUUUUAAAGAAAAAUACUGUUCCUGCAUAGGACAGACGGUUGCAUCCGUGGGUUUUUCUUUGAAUUUCUCCAUUCACUUUUAUGUUUUGGUUAAUGAACUGAAUACACAUAAUGGGUGCAAUCCUGCCAAAGUUGAGUACUUUAAAGCAUGACUGGUGUCAAUGGGAGAGCUUGAAAUCUCUUCCAUUGACAUUACUGGUGCUUAAAAAUGAUUUGCUGGAUUGUCCCCCAAGUAUUUCAGUUACCUGGGAAAAACAAACAAGUACCUUAAUGAAAGUUCUGGGAUAGUAAAUGGCAUGGUUGUACCUAAUCUUUCAGAAAUAAUAAAUCAUGGAUUGCUGUCUUUCUUGUCAGGUACCGUAGGAGUGCUUGACAGUCACGAGUUAGUGCCUUUGCAGCUCAGAUACUGCAUUUUCGGUCAAUUCCUCUCUCCUCACUAGAGCUUCAAAAUUAGCAGUUGUCAGGCUCCCUCUUUGCCACAAUAAUUACCACCAGUCUCUCAGACAAAGCUCUCCCCAUGACUUAUUUGCCCAUGCACGAUUUGCUCCAAAACUACAGUGGAGAGUAGGGAUGUUUAGGCAAUUUUGAGAAGGCUGUCUGAUCCAGCUCAAUGCAGUGCUAUAGAAAGUAUGCUCAAUAGUAUGUUUCCCUCCUUUUUAGCCUUUGUUCCUCACUCUUUAAGUUGCAGGGAGGUAAACAAUAUGCUGUGCACACGCCCCAUAAUGGUAUCUUGUGGGCAGAGCUGAGAAGGUUGUUCAUGUGGCAAUGUUCCAGCUGCCAUUCACAGGCAGGGAGAGAAGGGAGCAAAACAUAGGUGGGGUCAGUGCAAAGGCUUGUUUAGAAGUUAGUUUAUCCAGAGUAUUAUCAGUAGAUUGACUAUACUGUGGAUAUAUUUCUCCUUCCUAAUUUGUCCAGGUAUCCAUUAGGAAAAGGCAAGAGAUUUUUGUCAUGUGCUUCUGCCUGUUUUGAAAAAGGCCAACUUUAAUAUGGUAGUCAAAACCUGAAUUGUGAAAAAUCUUCUUUUAAAUACAGGGAUACUUUGGAGCAGUUGGCGCCCUCCUUGGAUUGCCAAAUUUCAGCUGAAGUGCAAAGCAUCACAAAACUGAAUUAUUUCCUACCUUUCUGGCAUUAUUACAACACUGUUUUAUAUCAACUGGAACCAAAGGGCCGCUGUCUUGCUAUAAAUGUCUUUAAUUGUAAGAAUGAUGAACUGUCUCACUGAGACAGAGUUUGAAGGCUAGGUGUUUCUUUCAGAAGCACCUGGUGAUUUCCUUGUGUAAGGCAACCUCUAACACACGCUGAGAGUUCAGUAUGCACUACAGCCUCUGAGAAACGAGCCUAGAAAUCAGAAUUGGAAUAUUAUUCUUAGUUUAGCUGUCCGAAUCCUGCAGCGCUGAUCAAAUUUUGCUCCAAAACCCCCCUCCAGGCUAUUAGCUUGCAUCUAGUUGUGUCAGCCUUGUGCUGAAUGUUAAUUUCCCAUUGGGUCAAAAGAAACUGACCCAGGGCCACAACCAAGUGCCAUCUGCUAAAAAUGAAGUUCUUUGAUGCAAAGAGUUUUUUUCCAUCAGUGCAGAGAGAUUACAGUGUCUUCAGACUUCCAGUAUUAAGGUUUCGAGAAAAUAAAAAUGAAAAUAUCAGCAAAGACUUUGUACAAUUGAUUUAAGGUGAGUUAAACAACUAAAUACACUUGUGUUUGGCUACCAACUGUAUGGUCAGAUUUUGUUAAGCUUUGCAGUAUCCGAGUUCAUUUGGUGGUUAAAUGAUAGCUGCCUGUGUUGGACGUUCUUCCACGUAGGAUUUUCAAUCAAACAUUAAAGGGCUAUAUCAGAAAAUGGCCAAUAGAAAAAGUCCAUAGUUCAAAACCACCAAACUUUAUUAAAAACGUGGCAGCUGGUGCGACUGAGAUCAAAGUAGCGAUAGCAUUUCAGUUCUUACAUUGACAGUUCUGGUGGGAUGGCUUUUGUGCAAUUCCUCAGUUUAUAGAAAAACACUGAAAAAUUAACCCAGAUGUCAAUUUAGGGCAAGUAUUAAGGCAGCUUUAGAGGUUGUACUACACAAACUUAGAAGGUCCAGUGGUCAUUGUACUCCUGAUAAACGGUUCCAGAUACUGCAACAGUGUGGCCUUGAAAUAAACUCAAACAUAUUGGGGCUACUCCUGUAUUUUCACUGUCUGCUGUUUUCAGACUUGAUUGUAAAAGUUUACAAUAGUGGCAUAUUUGUAGAUUGCUGCAGCAAAGCUUACCAUAAGACCUCAGAAGAAGAAGAAAUCAUCUCAGACAAGAAAAUUUCUAUGCAGAGAAAUACAUAAUUGUAUCUCGAGGAAUAUGCAGAUAUCCAAUCCAUGAAUGAAGUUUUCUAGAUGGAAAUUUACCACUCCUACUAGAGCUCAAGCUUAGUGCUUGAUUUACUUGAUCAAGUUGAUAUUAUUUGGGCGCACCAAUCCUUUAUACAGCAAUAUCCAUAUGGAAAAUGUAUCUCUAGAUAUCUAGUAUGCAUGGCUUUUCAAUUUUUAAAAUUCAAUUCCAUUUAACUACAUUUCAGCGCUCAUUGUCAGUAAUUAGUGUUGAUGUUGCUUGUGUUGACCUAAAACUAAUUUCCCUUUCUUACGACUUAAAAAUUGGUGAUCUCUAGAGCACGCAGCAGUGUCCAGAGAUACAUAUUUUGUUGGUCUCAUGCUGGACAGAAAAUACAGGCUGAGCCAAGUUUCUUGUUAAAGAGAUGUUGUACUUGGCUAUUGUGACCCCAUCUUUUUUAAAAAGAAAAGUAUAACAAAUAAUUCACAAAUGGUUACAUGGCAGUAACGCUUUGCCUUUAAAAGAUUAUAUAUCUUGGCCUCAUGUCUUAACCUAAGUGUUUCAGUUAAAGCGUAUGCUCUUGGUUGCAAUUUAUAUUUUUUAGUACAUAUCCUGGACUGUAAGAAAAUCAUCUAAAGUAUCUCUUGCUCUGUAUUGAGUGCCAUUCAGAACUGAAGAUGACUGAAACAACUGGACAACUCUUCCAUUUUAGUUCCUAGGCAAAUGCAUUACAAGAGUUUUGCUCUAGAAGCAAGCAGGUUUGACAUGUGGUGGCCUAGUUGACACAUCACAUUAAAUCGGAGUUUAAAACAAACUCUGAUUUAGUGUUCGCAUGGUGCUGUUCUUCUCCUGCUUCCAUGCCAUGGAUGAAUGAGCCAGAGUCUGGUGUGUCGUGUCCAUCAAACUUUGGGUUCAUGGUUUGUUUCCUCCACACUGCUUAUGGUUUGUUUUAGAGGAAACAAACCCACGAGCCUUAGUUCAAAUGGCCCAACUGGCUUGUUUCGUCUGCUGUAUAGAAGCAGGGGAAGAGUGCUGUGGAAAUGUCUGAGGAGUGUGCCGCCAGCACACUGCUCAUUUAUCUUAAAGCAAAAGUUUCUAAUAAACUGUGGCUUAGUGAAACAGCUCAGUAUAUCCCACUACAGGAAAAUCAUAGGUUUGAGAGAAACCCUGUAAAUAAAAGCAUCAGCAGUUUCUGUGCCACACAAGUCUGCAUUUAUUACAUUAAAGCAAAACGCUUUCCCUGCCUUUUUAGAUUUGCAGGAAUAGAUGCUUCCAGUGUUUUGACUGUAUGUCCUGGAAAUGUUAUAAAUCCCCAUCAUUAAUACAUGGUUCAUGUUGCUAAAAUGGUCUCAUUUAGCACAAAAUGAAAAGACUGACCUCUUUUAGCGUUAGCACUUAAUACAUAGGACUGCUAAAAACUUUCUGGGGAAGAUAGAAAAAUUGCUGGUUAGGUAAAGCAAGAGGCUAUUUCCUUUAUUUCUUUAAGGAAAGGGAAGAGGGGUUCUGAAUGUUUUGGCUCUUAAGUCUAGUUUUAAGUGUGCCUUAAUGUAUCUCUCGAGUUUCAACAAAUUGGACAAUAAUAUUUCUGGUCUUGGAUAUUAUCUGUGGUCCUCUUAACACGGAAUGGUGCAAAUUCUACAAUUGGCCCCUGUCAAUCAAAUGAAAAAUUGUAAAGCCAGGUGAGCCACUGGGUAGCUAGACCUUUUUAACUUAUUUUUCUCACUGUACCUUCUCAAUCAUGUAAUCCUUAGUGCUCUUUGGGGUGCAGUGCGAUAUGUAGCCCUGGGUGCAAUAUAAUACUAAAAUAAGAGAAUUUCAUCCUGUUCAGAAGGCAACAAUCUCUUAACAAGCCAAAUCAUUUUCAAGUUCAGUGAUAGUACAAUGCAAUAUCCAUUCCAUGAAGAUAUUCUGUAGCAUUUUCCUUCCCCAACCAUUAAACUUUGUAAUUAAUUGGCCACGGGGGGGGGGGGAUUCAUUCAACUAAUGAAUCUCAUCAACAGAACUCCUGCGCAUGGGCUUUUGCUUGUGCAACAGAGCUUUCCCCACCCCCACCUCCAAAAAUGGUGCUGUGGGUGAUCAGGAGAACCCCAGGAACAGCCAGGGGGGAUCAUUCUGUAUUGUAAACCGAAAUGGCAUAAUGCGUUCCACCCCAUAUAUUUUGCAUUCCUUACGUGGAUUUCCAUGGACAUUUUUAAAGCACCAUUCCACUAAACCCACGAGGGAAGUAUAAGGACCAGAUCGCCUUUCUCCUUGCUUGCCAUUUGUGUUCUGCUUUGCGGUAGCUAAUAAGCCACAUGAAUCUAUUGGAAGGUAUCCCUACCUUCCCAUCAACAUCCAGAUGUUGGACUACUCUCAUCAUCCCUGACCAUUGGCCAUGCUGGCUGGGACAGAUAGGAUUUCAGAGUCCAACAAUAUCUGGCAGGCCACAGGUUCCCCAGCCCUGCGCUGUCUCUGUGCCAUUGAAGUUGAUUGUCUGCAACCCUGCUGGAUGUCACUGAUCAAGCAGAUUAAGGCUAAUAAUGCGUUCGUCCUUCUAAUUGUACUGCUGCUUAAAUCAUGUAAGAGUAAAUCCUGAUUUGUUACUAUUUGCAAAUGCUGUGGACAUUGUACCUUUCUUUCAGCAUGCGGGGAAUUCAGGCAACCGUUGCUGCCAACAUCCAUUGAAAUGACAAAACCUUAAGUAUUUGACCGACAGCAUGUGUGAAUCCUAGCUACACCACUGAGCCAGUGUUCCUUAAAUUCUUUGAGAUAUUCCUCUGGGCUGCCUCAUGGAUUGCUGUUGAAAAUAGGGAUUAAGGAUUUAGCACAAGGGUAGGCAAACUAAGGCCUGGGGGCCGGAUGCGGCCCUAUCGCCUUCUCAAUCCGGCCUGCGGACGGUCCGGGAAUCAGUGUGUUUUUACAUGAGUAGAAUGUGUCCUUUUAUUUAAAAUGCAUCUCUGGGUUAUUUGUGGUGCAUAGGAACUCGUUCAUUCACCCCCCCCCCCACAAAAAAAAAAAUUUAGUCCAGCCCACCACAUGGUCUGAAGGACAGUGGACCGGCCCACGACUGAAAAAGGUUGCUGACCCCUGAUUUAGCAUAUUUAGUCCUCUAAUGUGAAGUGGGUGCACAUCUUCAUCCCAACCCCAAGUAUACCAUAUCCUGGCGCCAGUUGUGUACAGCAUAGUGGAGAUAUGAUGGGGCCGGGGAGAAGGUCAUCACCUUGCCCAUUACAGAAUUAAAAGCAGCUACAUGCUAAAUUUUUAGAUGUCUGCUACUUUAAUGUGUGAAGCAGCCCUUAAAAGAGGUUUUGAAUAUUUUUCAAGUGCUUGUACUGAGAUUAAAAUUUCUGUUGCUUAAGGAUUCAAACAUGGCUCAUUUAAUCUCCCAAAUAUUCAUGCAUUCAUGCUCUGUAAAUAGUGCAUAUAACAAUAAAACUGAACUGAAUGCAUUUAGGUUAAGUAAAAAAUAAUUAAAAAAAAUUAGUGGUAGAUCAAAAAUAUAUUUCUAAUUGAACGUUUCUACUGAUAGGCCAUGUUUGGCUGUUGGUUAUAAUUUCCAAAAGAGGAUUCAGGGGUUGUGAACCUUAACGCACUGUGCCAUUAAAAAGGGACGCUCCUUUUCAUUAUAAUUCAAAUAAAGUACAGUAUAAUAAACCUUAACCUUGCUGAGUUAAGACUAUAAAACUUGGGAGAUAAGAGAGCUGAAGAUCAGAUUGCUUACCUGCGCUAAAUGGAAAUGCUGGAAAAAGCAGCGCAGGAUUGAGGCGGCAGGUGAAAAACGAUGCCUUAAUUGAGAGGUGAUAAUCCACUUAAAUUUUCUUAGUACUAUCAUGCCUAGAAUGCAGUGACUUGAGGUUUCCUAAUUCCAAAAAGCAAUGGCCAUAUUCCGAGCUUUGGUAAAAUUAGAAAGACACCCGCAGUAAACAUUUCCCUUGGUCUACGUAACAAUAUUUCUCUCCCUCCCACAACCCAAAAAGAUGUUUUGAGAUAUGGCAAAUGGUCAGGAAAAUUGUGAGCAUUCAUUUAACUCUGACGAUCAUGCAACUGAUCAGCGUUCAAAAAGUUUGCCAAGUGUACGUUGGCCCAUAAAUCCUAACUCUACACCGGUCUCAAAGGUGCUCCAUCUUUGAAGAGCACCUUUUUGGGCAGGAAAUGGCAACAUGAAAAUAAGUUCAAAAUGGGUGCUUUUGGUAUGCACCACUGUAGAAAAUAACGGGUCUCAUGCCGUAGGAAGGUUUAGGCCAGGCUUCCUCAAACUUGGCCCUCCAGAUGUUUUGAGACUACAAUUCCCAUCAUCCCUGACCACUGGUCCUGCUAGCUAGGGAUCAUGGGAGUUGUAGGCCAAAAACCUGGAGGGCCGAGUUUGAGGAAGCCUGGUUUAGUGUUUAGUGUUAGUCAUUUAGUGUUCCUUGUCCUGUUCACUGUGAUGGAUAAAGUAGAUUGAUGGUACUUUAACCCAUCGCUGCUUUGUUUUGAUAGCAAAUAAUGGGCUACUUCAGUUUGGGGGCAUAAUGCUAAACUCAUGCCUUGUGAAAGAGUUGGAAGUAAGCUGUGGGCUUUUAAAUUUCCCCCCUCCCCAUUAUCUCUCCGGCUAAAACAUCAAAAUCACCCACUUUCUGUUUUAAACUAAUCUUAAAUCUUUUGUGUCUCUGAAUCAACCAGGGCAGGGAGAGUAAUUCUGGUUAAUUUAAUCAACGGUUUGUUGACACACUGGGAUCCUAAACCAUGGUUAGAUGUUGGGUUUGUUUCAAUAAACCACACUUCAAAACUCUUCAUUCCCUUCCCAGGAUGAACUGGCUAAUUUGCAGUUGUGCUGGAGGUCAGGGAAAGGGAGUGUAAACCCAGUAGUUCUCUUUGAAGUAGCACUAAGCCACAGGUGGCUGACCUUUGACCUGCUGGAGCAGUGUGGCCAAUGGUUAGGGAAUGAUGGGAGUUGUAGUUUAGCAUCUGGGGUGGCCACAGGUUACGCACCUCUAUACUAAACCAUUGUUCAGUACUACAUUGGAAACAGGUCAUGAUGAUGUUCCUUCAUGAGAGGCUAGAUGGUGGAUCAAAGAAAUGGUUUUUACAAUCAGAGUUUCAAGUCUGAUAACUACUUUACCAGACAGACAAUUUAUCAAAGUGUAAUUAUGCCUCCUGGACUAAACUGUCUUAUAACUGGUCAACAGUUCAUUAAAGCUGAGAGUACAUCAUGAAAUUUGCUUUUUAUAAAACAGGCUGCAAUUAAUAUAUGCUUUACAGAAUAAGUCACUUUGUUUUCAAAAUUUCAAAAAGUUGUUCCUAAGUUUGUGUGUUGAUCAUCAUAGCAAUGUCCAUUCAAAUAAUGUUAUUUGAUCUACAUAGAUCAAAUGGCUGCAUCUAUUACUGUUUUUAUUGUGAACACAUUCCUUAAAAAAAAAUCCAAUGUAUUAUGGGUAAAGUUCCUCCACAAGACGCUGACAAAUAAAUGUGGACAGAAUUUCUUCUGUAAUCGCAACAAAUUUAAAUAUCUUCGGCUUUGGUUGUUAAUACAUUUCAAGCAAUAGUUUCGAGUAACUGUACAGCUUGUUAGCUUAAGGUUCAAUCAUUACAAAAGGAUUUUUUAAAGUUUUGUAGGUGGGGAAGUUUUAAUAUACAGUACAUAUUAAUAUUCACAUUAAUGGGAAAUAGGGAAUAUUUCGUAUUUUCCCACUUGUAAUGGCAAAGUUGGCAUUUUAACUCUGGUUUUGAAUAGUCUAAAAGACCAAAUUGUAAUUGAAAAAUACUUCUUGAUUCCAUUGCAGGCUCACAUUCUGCCAGCUUACUGUGCAUAUAACACUUAACCAUAACAGCCGUUUUCAAAUAAGUUGCCUUACUUUGUUGCAGUGAAUUUAUUGUCUUUUUCUCUUGUUUACUGUUCUGACAAUGAUGUUAAAAAUGUAUGUCUUGCAAAUGUUUCAUUCAUAGUUGCUAAAUUAUUUAACACGUCUCUUGUAAAUUGUUUUUUUAAUUUAUUUUCAUCAUGGACGCUCUUCUGUGUCAUUUUCAUGCCACGAUGGAAGCCUAUACCGUAAUCAUUCCCAUCGCCACUGUAUAAAAAUCCUCUGCUGCUUGCAUGAGUAAAUGUGAAAAUUUAAUUUUGUUGUUUGAUGGGCACUUUUCAUUUCCCCUUGUUCUACUACUGUUCUGUAUGAAUGAACAGAACUUUUACUUUUUUUUCUAAAUAAAUACCAAUGGUUGAUUCUCUUCCCCCAUACUUUUUAAUUCCAUGUACCCUUGCAAGCUGUCUUAAUAAAAGGGUGAGAAACCUGU
Podarcis lilfordi (Lilford's wall lizard) is the source of this 20443-nucleotide messenger RNA. Lineage: Eukaryota; Metazoa; Chordata; Lepidosauria; Squamata; Lacertidae. The record is from the annotation of a GenBank genome assembly.